AGCAGCCGGUGAUGGCGGCGGCGGCGGCAGUGGCUGCGGCGGGUCCGGGCCCAUGAGGCGACGACGGAGGCGGGACGGCUUUUACCCAGCGCCAGACUUCCGAGACAGGGAAGCUGAGGACAUGGCAGGAGUGUUUGACAUAGACCUGGACCAGCCAGAGGACGCGGGCUCUGAGGAUGAGCUGGAGGAGGGGGGUCAGUUAAAUGAAAGCAUGGACCAUGGGGGAGUUGGACCAUAUGAACUUGGCAUGGAACAUUGUGAGAAAUUUGAAAUCUCAGAAACUAGUGUGAACAGAGGGCCAGAAAAAAUCAGACCAGAGUGUUUUGAGCUACUUCGGGUACUUGGUAAAGGGGGCUAUGGAAAGGUUUUUCAAGUACGAAAAGUAACAGGAGCAAAUACUGGGAAAAUAUUUGCCAUGAAGGUGCUUAAAAAGGCAAUGAUAGUAAGAAAUGCUAAAGAUACAGCUCAUACAAAAGCAGAACGGAAUAUUCUGGAGGAAGUAAAGCAUCCCUUCAUUGUGGAUUUAAUUUAUGCCUUUCAGACCGGUGGAAAACUCUACCUCAUCCUUGAGUAUCUCAGUGGAGGAGAACUAUUUAUGCAGUUAGAAAGAGAGGGAAUAUUUAUGGAAGACACAGCCUGCUUUUACUUGGCAGAAAUCUCCAUGGCUUUGGGGCAUUUACAUCAAAAGGGGAUCAUCUACAGAGACCUGAAGCCGGAGAAUAUCAUGCUUAAUCACCAAGGUCAUGUGAAACUAACAGACUUUGGACUAUGCAAAGAAUCUAUUCAUGAUGGAACAGUCACACACACAUUUUGCGGAACAAUAGAAUACAUGGCCCCUGAAAUCUUGAUGAGAAGUGGCCACAAUCGUGCUGUGGAUUGGUGGAGUUUGGGAGCAUUAAUGUAUGACAUGCUGACUGGAGCACCCCCUUUCACUGGAGAGAAUAGAAAGAAAACAAUUGACAAAAUCCUCAAAUGUAAACUCAAUCUGCCUCCCUACCUCACACAAGAAGCCAGAGAUCUGCUUAAAAAGCUGCUGAAAAGAAAUGCUGCUUCUCGUCUUGGAGCUGGUCCUGGGGAUGCUGGAGAAGUUCAGGCUCAUCCAUUCUUCAGACACAUUAACUGGGAAGAACUUCUGGCUCGGAAGGUAGAGCCUCCCUUUAAACCUCUGUUGCAAUCUGAAGAGGAUGUGAGUCAGUUUGAUUCAAAGUUUACACGUCAGACACCUGUUGACAGCCCAGAUGACUCAACUCUCAGUGAAAGUGCCAACCAGGUCUUUCUGGGUUUUACAUAUGUGGCUCCAUCUGUACUUGAAAGUGUGAAAGAAAAGUUUUCCUUUGAACCAAAAAUCCGAUCACCUCGAAGAUUUAUUGGCAGCCCACGGACACCUGUCAGCCCGGUCAAAUUUUCUCCUGGGGAUUUCUGGGGAAGAGGUUCAUCAGCCAGCACGGCAAAUCCUCAGACACCUGUGGAAUACCCAAUGGAAACAAGUGGAAUAGAGCAGAUGGAUGUGACGAUGAGUGGGGAAGCAUCAGCACCACUUCCAAUACGACAGCCGAACUCCGGGCCAUAUAAAAAACAAGCUUUUCCCAUGAUCUCCAAACGGCCAGAGCACCUGCGUAUGAAUCUAUGACAGAGCAAUGCUUAAAUGAAUUUAAGGCAAAAAAAGGGUGGGUAGGGGAUGUGAGCAUCAUGCAAAGUGAAACAAGAAGACUCGAAAUGACAGUUUCAAAGAGUCAGUGUCAUUACGUAGAACACUUUGGACAGAGGAAAAAUAAACAUGGAUUUUAAAAAAUCAAUCAAUGGUGCAAAAAAAAAAAAAACUUAAGCAAAAUAGUAUUGCGGAACUCUUAGGCACAUCAGUUAAUUGAUUCCUAGCAACAUCUUCUCAACUUUAUCAAGGAUUUUCAUUUUGAUGGCUCGAAACUGACAGUAUUAAGGGUAGGAUGUUGCUUCUGAAUCACUGUUCAGUUCUGAUUGUGUUGAAGAAGGGUUAUCCUUCAUUAGGCAAAGUACGAAAUUGCCUAUAAUACUUGCAACUAAGGACAAAUUAGCAUGCAAGCUUGGUCAAACUUUUCCAGCAACAUGGAAUCAAAGACAAAAGAAACUUAUCAAUCGAUGUUUUACGUGCAAACAACCUGAAUCUUUUUUUUAUAUAAAUAUAUAUUUUUCAAAUAGAUUUUUGAUUCAGCUCAUUAUGGAAAACAUCCCAAACUUUAAAAUGCAAAAUUAUUGGUUGGUGUGAAGAAAGCCAGACAACUUCUGUUUCUUCUCUUGGUGAAAUAAUAAAAUGCAAAAGAAUCAUUGUUAACCACAGCUGUGGCUCGUUUGAGGGAAUGGGGUGGACUUGGGGUUUAUUUCAGUAACCCAGCUGCAAUACCUGUCUGUAAUACUAGAAAAAAAAAAAGAAUCUAUUUAAUCAUUUCUACUUGCAGUACUGCUAUGUGCUAAGCUUAACUGGAAGCCUUGGAAUGAGCAUAAGUUGUAUGUCCUACAUUUCAUCCUUGUUCUGGGCCUGCAUUGCACUGGAAAAAAAUCACCACCUGUUCUUAUACCAGUAUUUGGUUCAAGACAACAAAUGUGUUCAGCCUGUGGCUGAAGAAUGAUGCAAGAGAGUCAGGAUAAAAAAUGCAUACUGAGGGCGGCAGAGUGAGGGAGAUAGGGAUAUUCAGGGGAGGAGGGUGUUGCCGUGGUCCACUCUCUGUCUAAUCUCUUUACAGCAAAUUGUAAGGUUUUAAGUUUUACUUCUUUUUACUGUUUUUGCUAUCUACCUUACAUUUUUUUCCUGAAGUUUCAAAAAGGUCUAAUUUUUUUCUCCUAUACUGGGGCUACAUUUUUUAAUUAUAAAAAUACUUGAUGGCCUUUUGAUGAAUGUCUUCCACAGUGAAUAAGAAAACUUAGUGGCUUAAUUUAGGAAACGUGUUAACAGGACACUAUGUUUUUGAAAUUGUAACAAAAUCUACAUAAGUGAUUUACAGGUACAAAGAAUGAAAAUAAAGGUAACUUUACCUUUCUUAAAUACUUUCCUGCCUUAAAGAGCAUUUCCAUGACUUUAGCUGGUGAAAGGGUUUAAUAUCUGCAGAGCUUUAUAAAAAUACAUUUCAGUGCAUACUGGUAUAAUAGAUGAUCAUGCAGUUGCAGUUGAGUCUAAUCACCUAUUUUUGUCUUUUGUAAUGUCUUCAGUCUGAGUGUGCAAAGUCAGUUUGUAAUAUUUUGCAACCCUAGGAUUUUUUUAAAAUAGAUGCUGCUUGCUGUGUUCUCCAAACCUUUUUGAGCCAUAGGAUUCAAGCCAUAAAAUUCUUUAUGCAUGUCGAAUUUAGUCAGAAAAGAGCAAGCCUUUGCUUAUUUAAAUUGCAAUUUAAGUGAGAUGGGAUGAAAUCCUAUGACAGUAAGCAAAAACAGAACCAUGAAAAAUGAUUGGAAAUAUACCUUUUCAAUUGUGGCAAUAAAUCAAAGAAUCAAUAAAAGUUCUUGGACAGAAAUCCUUUUUUUCAGUCACUCCCCCCAGACCCCCUCCUCCCUUAUUGCAGCAGCCUACUAAGAACUUUAUAACUGUAGCUGGUAAAUUAGAAGCUACAAUAAUGAUUAAGGGCAGAAAUUGUACUUAAAGUGCAGAUCUUUGUUCUCUUGACAAUUUGUGAUGUUGCAAAAAAUAGAACCCAAAAAACUAUGAUGAUAUGUACAUGCAUUAUUUCAGACUGUAAGUGGCUUGUGCUACUGAUACUUGUUUUCAAAUAUGUUUACUCAUUGUAGUGUUGACUGCCUGACCAAAUUCCAGUAAAACACUUACACCAAAAUAUUCCUCCUUAGUUCUAAUUGCUAGUAACGUGUGCACUGUGAUUGGCUGGCUAUAACCACCCCAUAGUUAACUGUUUUCAUAAUUGGUAUUGCCAACAAUAGUGGCAAACCCUGCAACUUUUCUGCAUAAAAAGCAUUAAUUGCACACCUACCAUCCACACAAAUAUAUAGUUUUUCUUAUUUCACAUUAAGUGAAAUUAAUUUCCCAUGCUGUGGUAAGUUUAUUGAGAAAUUGUUUUAUAAAUGGAUAUCCCUACUGUGACUGUGAAAACAUGUCAAGUGUCACAUUAGUGUCACAGACAGAAAGCACACACCUAUGCAAUAUGGCUUACCCUAUAUUUAUUUGUAAAAAUCCAAGCAUAGUUUAAAAUAUAUGAUGUCAAUAUUACUAGUCUUAAGUUUCUAAGAGGGUUCUUUAUGAUUAUACAAGGUAAGUGUAUAAAAGAGAUUAAGUGCUUUUCUUUCAUCACUUGAUUAUUUUCUUUAAAAUCAGCUAUUAUAU
This is a messenger RNA of Cynocephalus volans (Philippine flying lemur), 4297 nucleotides long. RefSeq names its product ribosomal protein S6 kinase B1 (gene RPS6KB1). NCBI's taxonomy places the organism in Eukaryota, Metazoa, Chordata, Mammalia, Dermoptera, Cynocephalidae. Gene Ontology annotation, molecular function: ATP binding; protein serine/threonine kinase activity. The transcript is spliced from 15 exons. Gene Ontology annotation, biological process: cellular response to insulin stimulus; peptidyl-serine phosphorylation; signal transduction. The record is from RefSeq and is a predicted model, not a curated record. The coding region runs from base 53 to 1630 and encodes 525 amino acids.